AUGACCAAAUUGCCCACACCCUCCACAUCUCACCUUUCGGCCCUUCUCAACACAACAAUCUACGAGCCGGCCGAGGACUCCUACCUCUUCCUCGACACCCUCUCCUCCCCCACGGAGCGCGCCUUCCUCCGCUCCCACUUCCCCCACCCCUCGCCCACCCCCCUUGUCACCGAACUCGGCACCGGCUCCGGCGUCAUCAUCGCCUUCCUCACCGCGCACGCACGCGACAUCUUCGGCCGCCCGAUCCUCAGCCUCGGCGUCGACGUCAACCUCGACGCCUGCUCCGGAACGCAGCAAACGGUCGCGGAAGCCGUCCGUGCCGCAUCGGCAACUGACGCCACCACCGCCACCACCGCGCCCCCCACCGGCACGUACCUGGCCUCCACGUGCGCAGACCUCACCUCCGCGCUCCGGCCCGGCGAAAUCGAUGUCCUGGUCUUCAACCCACCGUACGUCCCCUCCGAGACUCUGCCCGCGCUCCCCUGGUCGCCCACGCCCACCUCCGUGCAGACCGCUGGUGGCACCACCACCAUAGGCGACACCCUCUCCCGCGCCCAACUCGCGCACGCCAAAUUCGAGCGCGAAUCGCACCUCCUCUCGCUGACGUACGCGGGCGGCGCGGAUGGCAUGGAGACGACGAACCGCCUGCUGAAGGCGCUGCCGGGGGUGCUGAGCGAGCGGGGUGUCGCGUACGUGCUGUUCUGUGCGCAGAAUCGGCCGGGGGAGGUUGUGUGGCGGAUUCGGGACUGGAGAGGAGGUAGUAGUGAAGAUGAGGAUGGGGAUGGUGGCGUGCAGGGGCGGUGGAUGGCGGAAGUGGUGGGGGAGACUGGGGGAAAGGGCGGGUGGGAGCGCUUGUGUGUGGUGAGGAUUUGGCGGCAAGCUUCAGGAGGAAGGGGAGGAAAGGGAGGAGGAUGA
Cyphellophora europaea CBS 101466 is the source of this 915-nucleotide messenger RNA. RefSeq lists its product as uncharacterized. Gene Ontology annotation, cellular component: eRF1 methyltransferase complex. Gene Ontology annotation, molecular function: protein methyltransferase activity; S-adenosylmethionine-dependent methyltransferase activity; nucleic acid binding. Lineage: Eukaryota; Fungi; Ascomycota; Eurotiomycetes; Chaetothyriales; Cyphellophoraceae. The transcript has a single exon. Bases 1 to 915 code for a protein of 304 amino acids. Gene Ontology annotation, biological process: methylation. The record is from RefSeq and is a predicted model, not a curated record.